AUGGCGACUACUCGUUCGGCUGCGGCGAAUUCGGCAUCACAGGAAACUACUAGUCAUCAGCGUGUACAAGCAACACCGAUGACGGCAAGUGAUAUCAGCAGACCAAUGAAUCUCCAAAGAAUAUGUCAACGUAAAACGCAAGUUAAAAGUUAUCCAAGAACAAAGAAAUUGGAGAAAUUAGGAAUAUAUUCAUCGUGCAAGGCUGAAGAAUCAUGCAAAUGCAAUGGUUGGAAGAAUCCUAAUCCACCUCCAACGUCGCAACCAGCCAGAAUUGAUAUUGCCACUCCAUUGGCUAGUCUAAGUGAUCGUUGUAGAAGUUGUGGACAUCAGUUAGCUGCCCAUGUGUCACACCUAGAAAAUACACCAGAAGAUGAAAUAAAUAGGCUCUUAGGGAUUGUAGUUGAUGUGGAAAACUUAUUUUUAUGCGUACAUAAAGAAGAAGAUGCUGAUACAAAGCAGGUGUAUUUUUAUUUAUUUAAGUUACUAAGGAAAUGUAUCCUUCAACAAAGUAAGCCAUCUGUGGAAGGCCCGCUUGGAAGUCCACCGUUUGAGAAACCUAGCAUUGCCAAGGGAGUCACAAACUUUGUCCUGUACAAGUUUGGUCAUCUACCACAGAAAGAAUGGCAAACUAUGUAUGAUUUAGCCAAAAUGUUUUUACACUGUUUAAACCACUGGAACCUUGAAACUCCAACUGUAAGAAAGCAAAGGUCACAGUCUGAUGAUGUCUCACAAUAUAAAGUCAAUUAUACCAGGUGGCUGUGUUAUUGUCAUGUGCCGGCAUUCUGUGAUAGUUUACCAAGAUAUGAGACCACUCACAUAUUUGGAAGAACUUUGUUACGCUCAGUAUUCACUGUGAUGAGAAGACAACUACUUGAUAAGUUCAGGUCUGAAAAGGACAAGAUGCCCCCAGAGAAGAGGACUUUGGUAUUAACCCACUUUCCAAGUCAGUGCUCCUGUCCUAUCCCCUUUUAUUACUUGUGUCCAUAUACUGUGUUAACGCAAGGGUACCUUUUCUUUGACACAGCAAAUAAUCCCCCAGAUGGCAGCACAUUGUCAUUGGGCCGCAUAAACAUCACCACUCCAACCAUUGCGUCUUCCGUAUCAGUUGCUGGUAGUACUGGUGGUGUUACUCCAAGUGAUGUUACAUCCUUCAAUUUAAGUCCAAGUUUAAUUAACAGCCAGAGAAGUGACAAGCUAAGUCCACUAUCACCAUUGUCUGGUGAUGGAGGUGACAAAAGAAAAUUAGAAGUUCCACAAAGUAUAGAAGAUGCAAAGAGACAGCGGAUAGAGGGGGACAUACCAAUGGAAACAGUCACUGCAGUAUUAUCUACAAUAACAGACCCUUCAGCUAUGUUAGGACCAGAGGGCACUUUAUUUUCCGCCAAUGCUGCCAGAGACGAAACAGCUAGGAUGGAAGAAAAAAGGGGAGUAAUUGAAUUCCAUGUGAUUGGAAAUUCAUUAACACGGAAACCGUCAAAAGAUACAUUGAUAUGGUUGGUUGGCUUGCAGAAUGUCUUUUCACAUCAGUUACCCAGAAUGCCCAAGGAGUACAUCACCAGGCUUGUGUUUGAUCCAAAACACAAGACAUUAGCUUUGGUCAAAGACAACAGAGUAAUUGGUGGAAUAUGCUUUCGUAUGUUUCCAACACAAGGUUUCACUGAAAUCGUGUUCUGUGCUGUGACAUCUAAUGAACAAGUUAAGGGUUAUGGAACACAUCUGAUGAAUCAUCUGAAAGAUUACCAUGUCAAACAUGGUGUGUAUCACUUACUUACUUUUGCAGAUGAAUAUGCCAUUGGUUACUUUAAAAAACAGGGUUUCUCCAAGGACAUCAAGCUUCCAAAAUCCACCUAUAUGGGUUACAUUAAGGAUUAUGAAGGGGCUACCCUUAUGGGAUGUCAAAUCAAUCCCAGAAUUCCAUACACAGAGUUCACGCAUAUUAUUAGAAAACAGAAAGAGAUUGUGAAGAAAUUAAUAGAAAAGAAACAAGAACAGAUCCGUAAAGUGCAUGCUGGAUUAUUGUGCUUCAAGGAAGGAGUUCGGCAAAUACCAAUCGAAAAUAUCCCAGGAAUACGUGAAGCUGGUUGGAAAGCAAGCAAAGAAAGGGGAAGAGGCUGCAUAUUAACAGAGGAUCAACUUUACACAGCAUUUAAGACAAUAUUAACCCAAGUCAAGAAUCAUGCCAGCUCAUGGCCAUUUUUAAGGCCAGUAGAGAAGUCUGAAGCCCCAGACUAUUAUGACACAAUAUUUUAACCAAUUUCAGAUCUUAAGACCAUGACUGAAAGAUUAAAAAGUAGAUAUUAUGUAUCUAAGAAGUUGUUUAUAGCUGAUACACAGAGGAUAUUCAGUAAUUGCCGUGCUUAUAACGACCCUGAUACAGAGUACUGUAAAUGUGCUAAUACUUUGGAACGAUUCUUUUUCAAUAAACUCAAAGAAACAGGACUUGCAGACAAGUAAUGUGCAUUCCAUGUCUGCUUCAGCAUUUUAACAAGCUGUUACAAGAAGUGUUCACUCUCGCUUAAAUUCUAUCAAGUAAAUGUCCACCAUAGCAGAAUAUGGGAUUAAUAAUAUCAUAUUCUUGUAAACCAAGAGAACAAAAUACUAGACAACAAGGGAUGAUGUGGUUUUUGUUCAUAUUCUAUGUACAGUCAUAAAAUAAUUAUGUUGAAUGUGUAUGUUUUCAGCCAUGUACUUUGCAUUUAUUUGUCAUACCCACCAUGUACUAUCAUUCUUUAUCUCAUUCCAUGUAAUCUGCUUACCUGAUAUCACUUGUGCAAUAUUUAAUCUCAAUUAUGUUUUUAAAAAAAAAAUGAAAUUUAGUGACAUUUUAGUAACUCAAUAUGCCUUGUUUCAGUGAGCAGUCUUUAUA
Saccoglossus kowalevskii is the source of this 2866-nucleotide messenger RNA. RefSeq names its product histone acetyltransferase KAT2A-like. Gene Ontology annotation, molecular function: protein binding; histone H3 acetyltransferase activity. Lineage: Eukaryota; Metazoa; Hemichordata; Enteropneusta; Harrimaniidae. The record is from RefSeq and is a predicted model, not a curated record. Gene Ontology annotation, cellular component: ATAC complex; nucleus. Gene Ontology annotation, biological process: positive regulation of transcription by RNA polymerase II; chromatin remodeling.